UGCAUGCUCGUGUUUGGAUUGGUGGAAGCAGCAUGGCGCUGGUGGAGAGGCGCGCGCUGCUCCGGCACUCGGUCAGAACGCGAGGCGCGCGCGCUUGACUCGGAGGUGCAGAAGAUCGUUCCACCGAACGAGGAGCAGAACUUCGGUGUCCCACCUUCACCGUGUUCGUACUCUGCGGUUGAACAUGAGCUGAUUUUGUUUUUCUUGUUUCUUACGCGGCGCUGGAUCGAACAAUCAGACGCAGAAAGGAGAAGGAAGGAAAGAAGGAACUGGGAAGGAAUUUACGCUGAAGCGUUAUUUUGAUGUUUUGAGGUGCGGCGUGUUUCGCUCUUCUCAGGAGGUUCUUAUCACCAACAGCAUUUUAACCAAAUAAUAAUAAUAAAAAGAACAAUACCGACCGACGAUUGGUUUGCAAGCUGCACAAGUUUUGCAUCCGUUUGAUCAUUUUGAAAGUUUUUUCGGGGUGAAGCGGAGCGAGCUGACGCGCCUCGCGACUCCUACAUCAAUCAAGCUGUCUGAUGCGUCUCCGCUGGCGGAUUUCUCCCGAAACUGUCAUGGGGAAAACUAGUGCAAAGAUUGCGCGAUGGACUGCAUGCUUACCGCGCAUCAUUACACCAAUUUUACUGCUCGCCGUUUUCACCGGUACCAGCAGAGCUCAAGAUGAUGACUACUUGGGGUUGGGCGAUCUUCCCGAGACUUUUCCUUCAGACCCACCAGAGCCCCUCCCCCACUUCCUGAUGGAGCCUGAAGAGGCCUACAUUGUCAAAAACAAGCCCGUCAAUUUAUACUGCAAAGCCACGCCUGCCACACAGAUCUACUUUAAGUGCAACAGCGAGUGGGUUCCCCAGAAGGAGCACACGGUGGAGGAGCGUGUGGACGAGACCUCCGGUCUGGUGGUGAGGGAGGCGAGUAUCGAAAUCACGCGGCAGCAGGUGGAGGAGCUUUUCGGCCUUGAGGAUUUCUGGUGCCAGUGCGUGGCCUGGAGCUCUGCCGGGACCACGAAGAGCCGCAAGGCCCACGUCCGCAUUGCCUAUCUCAGAAAAUCCUUUGACCAAGAGCCUUUGGGGAAAGAGGUGUCUCUCGAACAGGAAGUGCUCCUCCAGUGCCGUCCACCUGAAGGAGUCCCUGCUGCAGAGGUCGAGUGGCUGAAAAACGAAGAGGUCAUUGACCCUGCAGACGAUCGUAACUUUUACAUCACUAUCGACCACAACCUGAUCAUCAAACAGGCUCGUCUGUCCGAUACCGCUAACUACACCUGUGUCGCCAAAAACAUCGUGGCCAAGAGGAGGAGCACCACAGCCACUGUUAUAGUCUACGUGAACGGAGGCUGGUCAACAUGGACCGAGUGGUCGGUGUGUAACAGUCGUUGUGGAAAAGGCUUCCAGAAAAGGACUCGGAGCUGCACCAACCCGGCGCCUCUCAACGGGGGAGCCAUAUGUGAAGGCCAAGCCAUUCAGAAACUGGCCUGCAACCCAUUAUGUCCAGUGGACGGUUUGUGGACAGAAUGGAGUAAAUGGUCAACAUGUGGGACAGAGUGCACCCACUGGAGAAGGAGAGAGUGCAGCGCACCAGCUCCGAAAAAUGGUGGCAAGGACUGUGAGGGCAUGGUGCUUCAAUCCAAGAAUUGUACCGACGGCCUGUGCAUGCAGAGUUCCCUAUAUCAGAAGUCCUCUGAACCAAAAGGCAAGAAUGAUGAUUAUGGAUAUCCAUCGGCCCCAAGCACAGAUGAUGUGGCUCUCUAUGUGGGCAUUGUCAUUGCCGUAAUCAUGUGCUUAGUCAUCUCCGUCAUCGUAGCCCUCUUCGUUUACCGCAAAAACCAUCGCGACUUCGACUCGGAUAUCAUCGAUUCCUCGGCUCUGAACGGCGGCUUCCAGCCAGUCAGCAUCAAGACCGCUCGCACAGCCGAUCUCCUGACCGCACCCCCUGACUUGACCUCGGCAGCGGCCAUGUACCGCGGCCCCGUCUAUGCCCUCCACGACGUGGCUGACAAAAUCCCCAUGACUAACUCUCCUUUGCUCGACCCCUUGCCCAACCUGAAGAUCAAAGUGUACAACUCAUCAGGCACGGUGACUCCUCAGGACGAUCUUUCCGACUUCUCAUCCAAACUUUCUCCCAAGUUGGCACACUCACUCAUCGACAACGACACCAUGGGACGACACACUCAGAGUCUGAUGCGCUCCCGAGACCCGUCCUGCACCGCCUUUGGCUCCUUCAACUCCCUCGGAGGCCACCUCAUCGUACCCAACUCAGGCGUGAGCUUGUUGGUGCCAGCAGGUGCUAUCCCUCAGGGACGAGUGUACGAGAUGUACGUGACGGUGCACAGGAAGGAGACAAUGAGACCUUUAGUGGACGACACUCAGACUGUUUUGAGCCCAGUGGUGAGCUGUGGGCCUCCUGGAGCUCUGCUCACCCGGCCGGUUGUCAUCACCAUGCACCACUGCACUGAAGCUGACAAUGAUGAUUGGCUUAUUCAGCUGAAGAGCCAGUCGCAGCACGGACAAUGGGAGGACGUGGUGGUGGUAGGGGAAGAGAACUUCACCACCCCCUGCUACAUUCAGAUGGACGUGGAGGCGUGUCAUAUCCUGACCGAGACGCUGGGGACGUACUGCUUAGUGGGUCAGUCAGUGAGCGCAGCCAGCGCUAAGAGACUGAAGCUGGCCGUGUUCGGCCCCGUCACCUGCACUGCCCUCGAGUACAACAUUCGCGUGUACUGUCUGGACGACACGCAGGACGCCCUCAAAGAGGUGCUGCAGAUGGAGAAGCAGAUGGGUGGGAAGCUCCUGGAUGAACCCAAGUCCCUAAACUUUAAGGACAGCACACACAACCUGCGUCUGUCGCUGCACGACGUCCCGCACACACAUUGGAAGAGCAAACUGCUGGCCAAAUACCAGGAGCUGGCGUUUCAACAAGUAUGGAGCGGUUCUCAGAGGAACCUGCACUGCACCUUUACUCUGGAGCGCUUCAGCGCUGCGACCGUGGAGCUGGCCUGUAAACUGUGUGUGCGCCAGGUGGAGGGCGAGGGCCAGAUCUUCCAGCUCAACACCACGCUGUCCGAGGACUCACAGUGUAUUGAUACGUCUCUGCUGGACCCUGCGAGUAACAUCACUACGCUGGUGGGCCCCAACGCUUUCCGAAUCCCUCCAUCCAUCCGCCAGAAACUGUGCAGCAGCCUGGACGCCCCUCAGACCCGCGGCAACGACUGGAGAAUGCUGGCACACAAACUUAACCUGGACAGGUAUUUGAACUACUUUGCCACUAAGUCCAGUCCAACCGGUGUAAUUUUGGAUCUGUGGGAAGCUCAGCACUUCCCCGACGGCAACCUGAACCGAUUGGCUGCCGUGCUGGAAGAGAUGGGUCGCCAUGAGAACAUUGUACCCAUGGCAACCGAGCACUGAUGGCCGUCAGCCACAGCGUGAGUGCAGAAGUGAUGGGUGAAUGACUGAGGGAAGGAGAGCAGAGGACUGGAGCACUGCAGCGGGACACACAGACACGGUGGCUUUUCCCUAACAGCUCUACGCAGGGACAGUCGAGCGGCGGCUCACAAACACUUUCGUUACCAUGGCUACGUGUACAAAACUAUGAAAAAAAAAUUCUAGAAGUUCGGAAUGGAGAAAAUUCAGGACAUAUUGUACUUUAAGCCCUGUUUGUACACUUGGUACUAUGGUACAGUCUGUUUUUCUUUUUGGUAUUUUGUUUUGGGGUUUUGUUUGUUUGUUUGUUUUUACUAUUUGUCAAAUCAGUUUCUUAGGAAACGCGUGAUUUCUGCUGUCCAGAUAUUGGACCUUGUCCACUUUUUUCUCUGACGUGUGGGAUAAUCAGUAAAAGACAGUGAUUGGGGUGUGUGUGUGUGUGUCUAGGCAAGGCCCAAAGUAAGACGAAUCAAAAGCAUUGAAACCCCUCGAGUGCCAUCAACCCGUGUCAGAUCCUAAUGUUUUCCAAUUCAAAUCGAAAAAGUUGAUAUAAAUGUUCCCUUUAUGAUGAUGAUGAUAUUUAAUAUUGCCUUUAUUUAUACUCAUUUAUUACUAUUUUUCCCCCCAUUCAGUGUCCCAUUAUGUAUUUAAUCCACUUCUUAUUUUUCUAACAUUUUUUUAAAGAAAACAAAUCUUGUAUUGUUUGCCGUGUACGUUUUUUUUUUUUUUUUUACAGUGCCACCCAAUGGGCAUUCUCUGCAACUACAAUUUAAAAAAAUAUGCAGCUUGUAAAUAAGCGUUCAAAACCAUUGUACAUGUAAUGUUCAACAAUGUUAUUGUUCAGUGACUUUUUUUCUGAUUAAUUGUGUGUUCGGUUGCAUUUGUGCUAAGUAUUUAAUCGCAACGUAACCAAGAAAAAAAAAAAGAAAGAAAAAUGGCAGCCAAAUGGCAGCUUGCUAUUUUUUUUUUUUUUAACGAAGGUCAAACUUUUGGAGGAUUUGUAAACAUUUCUCCACCUUUACUGACCUGUGUUCUCUGUUUUAGUCUGCUGGGAGAAAUCUGACCUUGAUGAAGGAAAUCAGGAAAACGGGCAGAGAGAGGAAAAAUAGCCACAGACCGGUUACGGAUUAGUCACGGGUUUUGUCCUAAACCGCAUACUAAUGCACUAAACCAAAUCUGAAAGACUUUUUUAUUAGUAGUUAUAAUAAUAAUAAUAAUAAUAAUAAUAAUAAUAAUAAAAAGACAGAUAGCAAAUCUAUACACCAUGGCUACGUCCAGAAUACCAGUUGUGGGUAAUAUAUAAAAAACAUAAGUUAUACUUAAAGGCAUUUUUAUGUUACAAUAAUAUUUUAGGAGAUUAGUACAGCAAAAACUAACAAAACCUUUUGCCCAUUAUGCCCUAAUUGAAUUCUUUAAAACAGAAGUGAAGGAAAAUGUCAUUUUCUGAAUAUUUUUUUAAAUAUCAAUACAAAAUUUUGACUUCAAAUUACCUGCUCUCAAAAUCUGUUUUAAAUUACCAAAAUGUAUUUUAAUUUGCCUCUAAGAACAAUAUCAGUAUUAUAUCAUCAAAUUGUCAACACAGUAUGAUACUAACAGUAACUAUGGCAACCCUUCAAAGGGUUAAUCUUAAUAGUGAAUCAUUUUAAUUUUAUGUGUUUUUUCCAUUUGGUAAAGAAAAUUGGGAUGUAGACAGGAGAACUGAGUGCUUUUAAAUGUUUUCUCUUCUUGAUUUUCAGUUUGUGGUUUCGGACUUUUCACAGCGACUCUGUUGUUGUGAUUGAAGCCGAGGCAGAGCUGCUGUACAUUAGAGAGUGGACUGAUGAGAGCGCAUGUCUCACGUUACGCAGAGUAUUCUGUAGUCGCCACUGUUGUCUUUUUCCCCUUUUCUUCGGUUUUUUUUUGCUCAUGUGAUUUUUGUUGUUCAUAUUUCUAAAGCUGUCUAUGCAACUUCUGCAUCCUCUCUUAAAAGAAAAAAAGAAUUGUACAUGCAUACAAAGCUCUAGCAGUUGCAUUCCAUAGUUCCCAUAGCUCUGGAUUAUUAUAUUUAUAGUGAGGAUGUUACCUAUUCUUUUAUGGCACGUUCAUGAUGUAAUUUGCAAAAACAAAAACAAAAAAAAAGCUUGCAUCUCCUCUGUGAAAUCUCUGUACAAAAUGUAAGAAAGAAUUUUUAAACAAGUAAUAAAUUAUAUUUAUAUGCAACACUGAA
Messenger RNA from Silurus meridionalis, 5616 nucleotides. RefSeq names its product unc-5 netrin receptor Cb (gene unc5cb). Gene Ontology annotation, biological process: netrin-activated signaling pathway. Gene Ontology annotation, molecular function: protein binding; netrin receptor activity. Gene Ontology annotation, cellular component: membrane. Bases 519 to 3395 code for a protein of 958 amino acids. The record is from RefSeq and is a predicted model, not a curated record. The transcript is spliced from 17 exons. Lineage: Eukaryota; Metazoa; Chordata; Actinopteri; Siluriformes; Siluridae.